Messenger RNA from Gordionus sp. m RMFG-2023, 981 nucleotides. Its product is annotated as E3 ubiquitin-protein ligase RNF185-like. The coding region runs from base 36 to 827 and encodes 263 amino acids. The record is from RefSeq and is a predicted model, not a curated record. Gene Ontology annotation, cellular component: endoplasmic reticulum. Gene Ontology annotation, biological process: ubiquitin-dependent protein catabolic process. NCBI's taxonomy places the organism in Eukaryota, Metazoa, Nematomorpha, Gordioida, Chordodea, Parachordodidae. The transcript is spliced from 5 exons. Gene Ontology annotation, molecular function: ubiquitin-like protein conjugating enzyme binding; ubiquitin protein ligase activity.
AAAAAACUUUAUGUAUCCCUAAUAAGAAAAAGAAGAUGGAUGGCCACUGCCAGAAUCUUACAAAAUUACGACUAAUAUUAUUUAAGAUUAAAAUACCUAAUGUGAUAUCAAACUCAAAUUUCAUAGGAAGUACAUCAACUAAAAUGCCAAAAAUAAAAUCAUCCCAGCAAAAUAUUAGUAAUAGUGGAGAAGAAGAUAAGGAGCAUCCUUCUAAUUUUGAAUGUAAUAUAUGUCUAGAAACAGCAAAAGAUGCCGUUAUAAGUAUGUGUGGUCAUUUAUUUUGCUGGCCAUGCCUCUAUCAAUGGUUUGAAACUAAACCAUUCAAAACCGAAUGCCCUGUCUGUAAAGAUGCCCUGACCAAGGAAAAGGUUAUCCCAUUAUAUGGUAGAGGUGAUGGUUCUUCAACUUCAAGAACCAAAAAAAAUGAACGCAGCAAAGACCCUAGAACGAAAAUAUACCCCCCAAGGCCACCUGGACAAAGAACGUCGUAUUCUACAAGUAAUGGCUCAAACAGUUCGUCAAACACUUACUUUGAUUACUUCUUCUCUCCCUCUCAAAAUAACCUAUUUGCUAAUCAAUUCUUCAAUCAAAGUGGAUUAGGUGGCAUACACAUGUCAUUUGGUAUAGGCGCUUUCCCCUUUGGUUUUUUCAGUACCAUGUUUAAUUUUAGUAAUGGUGCUCAGACUCCAACUGGAAAUGUUCUCAACGGGACGGGGACUUCAGAAGAGAGAGAUAGUUUUGAUUCCAAUGUCAAAUCCCGCUUUCUUGACAGCCAAGAUAAUAUAAUUUUUGAUAAUUUUAUUGAUCAAUAUAAUUAUAAGUUAUAGUAUAAAUUACUUCCUUUUUUAACAUAAUAAUAUAUAUGACAAUAAUUUACAAUUUGUGGAAUGAUUUUUUUAAAAUUUCAAAUCAUAAUUAUAUAAAAUUUUGCAAUACAAAAUUUUUCCGACUAUUACAUAAAUUUGAGCUUAUUACCUUAGU